Messenger RNA from Macrobrachium nipponense, 1355 nucleotides. Its product is annotated as pre-mRNA-splicing factor ISY1 homolog. The coding region runs from base 132 to 953 and encodes 273 amino acids. Gene Ontology annotation, cellular component: catalytic step 2 spliceosome; Prp19 complex; post-spliceosomal complex. The transcript has 7 exons. Gene Ontology annotation, biological process: generation of catalytic spliceosome for second transesterification step; mRNA 3'-splice site recognition. NCBI's taxonomy places the organism in Eukaryota, Metazoa, Arthropoda, Malacostraca, Decapoda, Palaemonidae. The record is from RefSeq and is a predicted model, not a curated record.
GAGCCUUCAUCUUUUAAUACUAAUAACAGACUGCACAUCCAGCAAACGUACCUUGUUGUUAUGUAUUUGUUCUGAUAGUACACUAAGUAAAUCCUACCCACGAAAAGCAUUCACCUCAAAACUGAGUAAAAAUGGCACGAAAUGCAGAAAAGGCUAUGACAACACUAGCUCGUUGGCGCGCUGCACAAGAGGGUGGUGGCCAGCAGCAAAGAACAAGGCGUCCUUUUUUAGCGUCUGAAUGUGAGGAUUUGCGUGAAGCAGAAAAGUGGAGAAACCAAGUCAUUUCUGAAAUUGCUCGGAAAGUUUCACAAAUACAAAAUGCUGGCUUGGGUGAAUUUCGAAUACGUGACCUUAAUGAUGAGAUCAACAAACUUUUGCGCGAAAAGGGUCAUUGGGAAGUGCGCAUUAAAGAACUUGGAGGACCAGACUAUGCACGAGUUGGACCUAAGAUGAUAGAUAUGGAUGGCCAGGAAGCACCAGGGAACAGGGGUUAUAUGUAUUUUGGAGCUGCAAAAGAUUUGCCAGGUGUACGAGAACUUUUUGAGCAAGAACCACCACCACCUCCUCGCAAAACACGAGGAGAAUUGAUGAAAGAUAUUGAUGCCGAUUAUUAUGGAUAUCGUGAUGACGAUGAUGGAGUUUUGAUACCAUUGGAGAGAAAAGCUGAGAGAAAAGUGAUAAAAGAAGCUGUGAAACGCUACACCAGUAAAAAGCUUGAAUCACUGAAUGAAGCUGAAGAUGGUCCAGAUCAUGUCACACAGACAGAAGAUGAAGAGGAGGAAGAGGAUGAUGAUGAUGAAGAUUCUCAGAUAAUGUUAGACGAAACUGAUGAACGUUCAGAAGUCCAGAGAUUUAUGGCUCAUGUACCCAAUAUUCCAACACAGGCUGAUAUUGAAGCAGCACUUGUUGAGCGGAAGAAGAAUGAACUUCUACAGACUUUUCUUGGGGAGUGAAGUUUUUUGUUACUUCAGUCAAGUGAAAUUUGCAAAUGUACAAAUAAAUUUUAUACUUUUUCAACUGUAUUGUAAUAAACUUUUACUUAUUGCUAUUGUCAGAAAUUUUAAAGAGCUUGUUUGGAGAUGGCUACUUGUGUGAUUAUCAACUCUGAGAAAUUAUUGCUUUGUUGCAAAGUAAUGGAUGGUUAGAAAAUUACAUUGGCUAGAAAUUUACUUUCCUGAAAGACAUUGAAUUUUUUACAAUUAAGCAAAAAACCUAUUCAAUAUCUGUUUGAGGGAAGUUUCUUUUUAUUCAUAAUUUGAACUUAUUUCCUUGAGUGAUAAUUACUGACCUUCAUUUGGUGGUUAGUUUUCAGGACCAUCUGUAUUGUAAAAGAGACAAUAAAAGGGCAGUUUGAA